AUGACAAGUGACGUUCUGGUAGUGGAGGAUCCUUUGUUUUACAUCAACUCGUCCAUGAUCACAAGCUUCGAACCCAGCUGGAUCCAUUGCUCAGAGUGCUUCAAACAGUGUCUCAAUCUGCAGCCGUGCACUACUUGCUCGCUGGUGCUGUACUGCAGCCAGAAGUGUGCCGAUGAAGCCUGGGAGAAGCACCACAAAAUAACGUGUGCCCCGGCCAAAAAGAUUUUCAACAAGAUGUCCAGCAAGGAGAGCAACAAAGUCAAUGGUUACGAUGUUCUCCGAGUGUCGAAUCAGGCACUGGCGAUGCUGGCACAUUUUGGCGUGGACAACUGUGUUGGGGCGCUCGUCAAUGGCCAAGUCUCCAGCGACGCUUCCGCAGAACUCGGAGACUUUUUAAACUUGCAUGCGGAUCAAGCUAUGACAGAAUUGGCCUCUAGCAAAGGGAGCUCUGAAGCGAUUGAGAUGGUUGUGGAGAGCAUCGAUGGCCUCAGUGAUGACAAGAAGGACAGACUGCUUGAGUUCCUCCGCAGGGCUGUGCCCAUCAUCCACACCUACAAUGAGUUCAUUUUUAACGUGGUGCUGGAGCGCAAAAAGAACAAGCUCAUCCCCAGCAAGAUGAAUGUUGUCGGCCAAGGUUUCUACCUCCGACUCAUGUCCACGCCCAGAGGGUGCGAAGCAAAUGCCCAAAGGUGUUCGUACCUGAAGACGUUGGUCAUCAAAGCCCUGAGGCCCAUCGAAGCGGGCGAAAGGAUUUUCUUCAUUCAUGCCAGCAGCUUCACUAAGUACCCCAAAGCCACAAGACAAGUUCAGUACAUGGAUUUAUACGGGCCCAACUUCAAGUGCCGCUGCAGGGUGUGCAGCGAGGAUUGGCGUGUGUUGGACAAGCAGCCCGUCAUCCACAACUUCAUCGAGAGAAAUCCCAAGUACAAAAAGAGCAGACUUAGGAAGGAGCUUGUGGCUUUAACCAUGGCAUGGGAAACCGAAGAGCUCCCACUGAAUUGGUUUACCUCCGAAAAACUGGACUUGUGCAAUAGAAUCCUCGAGUUCUACUUGGGAAAAAGGAGGGAUGACCUCCAGUGCCACAUCGUCCUCGAGCUGCUCACAAGGCACUUUCCCACCACGACCAAGAAGCAUAUUGAAGGCGACAACACCGUCGCCUCUUCUGGUCUAGACCACUGCCUUGUCUUCAAAAACAUGAUGGAAUAAUUUAG
Neocloeon triangulifer is the source of this 1211-nucleotide messenger RNA. RefSeq lists its product as uncharacterized. The record is from RefSeq and is a predicted model, not a curated record. The transcript has 3 exons. The coding region runs from base 1 to 1206 and encodes 401 amino acids. NCBI's taxonomy places the organism in Eukaryota, Metazoa, Arthropoda, Insecta, Ephemeroptera, Baetidae.